UUACGAACAGGUAGUUGCAGAGGUUAGAUUAAGAAUGCAUGUAAAUCAUUUAACACGUUCUCUGCUAAGUCGGUUUUGAGUUAUCAUUUUCAGACCAUGUGUACUAAAAACGGUACAUAGAGUUUGAUAAAUGUACAAAAAUCAUCAGUUUUUCGCUUUUUGUGAGCUGAAAAUGUAUUUUUUUAAUAGAAAAAAUAGUGAAACGUGAUGCAACUCAACAAACAUCAUCAUAGAGCAUGUAAUAGUGAUAUCAAUAAUAAUUUUUUUGCACUUUAUCUACCAAUGAUAAAAACAUCGCUUGGCCUGAAAAUGAGUUUCAGCGUGCAUCGAAAAUGGUACACGCGGCAGGAAAAUCGUGUUAAAUCCUUCGUAAAUAUGCUAUUGUAUAAUACGUGUGUAUAUAGUUCUCAUGCCGUUUAGCAAUUUCCGAAAAAUUGAUGAAUCGCAUUGUUGCAAUUAAUGAUUAAUCCCCAGCGGUCUCUUUUUCUUCUCAAUUGGAUACUGUACUGGGACAUGCUCGUCGCGCAUGCGCAGACACCCAACCGUAACGUACGAGCACAGUUCGGCUCGGUUCAGUGCAGUUCGUAGGCGAGUCCGGUGAGGUUCGCUGUUGCUUUGGACGUGACGAAGCGGCCGUAGCCACUUCGUUCACGGAACUCUCGUGUUUUCGUGUCGAGAAGAUCGACGACGCUGUCGUUGUGUCACCGCCGCCGUGAUCGAAGUCUCGAGAUUCGCGGAAAGACGUCUGUGAUCAUGAAAAGUGCGAGAGUGCGUGAAGUUGGCUAGCGUACGUCACGAGCUACAGAGCAGAGGCCCCGGACGACGAAAAUGGCAACCACGUACGCCAGCCGCAUCUCUUCUUCUUGAACGACGUUGGCAAACGGUGGACAUAGAAACAACGACGUCGAUGAAGCAUCUGCGAGCAAGAUUGCUACGAAAUCGUCGUCCGCUACGUUGUGUCCGCUCCUGAUACGUCCUUCCUCCGAGGAAUUCUCGGCAAUCGGAAAUCGCGCGGUAGAAACUCACGCCGUGAUCCGUUCGCGUGUGUUCGCGGUGCUCAAAAAUUAAUCUCGCCUCACGUUCUCGUGAAACCGGCGGAGGGUUCCGGAAAGCCGAAGCUACCUCCUCUGACCCGCAGUUUCCGCGAAUUGAACGUCGGAAAUGACUACCUCGCACGCGUAGCAUUGACGGUGGGGUUUACAGUGCGCGAAAAUCACCGAGUGAUCGAAGAAGCUACGAGCCGACCGCUUCCAAGAGGUUUGCAAGUCGGCCGUAUGCAUCGAUCAGCUGGUAUCACCCGCGAUCGUGAUUGAAUCGAGGACGAGGUCGAAACCGUAAGGUCGUUGAGAUUCCGCGGACACGGUGGGCAGAGUUAGGAUCCUGCUGCGCUCGAGGAUUCGCACGAGGACUAUACGAAGACAGGAUUCAAAGUGCGGUGCCCGGGCCUCAGUGAGAUGGCCUUCAUGAUGAAGAAGAAGAAAUACAAAUUCUCGGUGGAGGUUGACCUCGAGGAGCUCACGGCGGUGCCAUUCGUCAGUGCCGUGCUGUUCGCGAAGCUGAGGCUCCUGGAUGGCGGUUCGUUCGUCGAUCAUUCUACCAGAGAGGAAGUGCAGGAGCAUACAGUGAGAUGGAAUGCGAAGUUCGAGUUUUUAUGCAAGAUGAGCGCCAAUGCAUCUACGGGCGUGCUCGAUCCAUGCAUUUUAAGGAUAUCCGUGAGAAAGGAAUUAAAAGGAGGCAGAUCCUUCCAGAAAUUGGGCUUCACCGACCUUAAUCUAGCCGAAUUCGCAGGAGCUGGUCUCUGCCGACGAAGGUGUCUCCUAGAGGGUUACGAUGCGCGACAUCGUCAGGAUAAUUCCAUGCUGCGCGUAACGAUUAAAAUGAACAUGCUCUCUGGUGAUAUCUUGUUCAAAGUCCCUUCACCGUCGUUAAAGCAAACGCAGCUGGCAGUACCCGGAGCGCAAGGUGUACCUGGUGUUACCGGGGACGAGGUGCCGGCAUCUGAAAGAUGCACCAAUCGGGAGGAUUAUGUGUCUACUGGUUCACUAGCGGGGAGUAUAGCUAGCGCAAGUAGCGGUUUUGGCAGUCUUCCUAAAAAGAGGCCCGCACUUUUCACCUCCGAGCUUCUUAGCGGAACGGAGACGUACGACCCAAUGACCCUUAGCGAGAUUAUACCGUCGGCAGUUCCAGUGGAAGCUUUGGUGGAAGCGCACACGGAGUCGGGACACUCGCGUAAUAGCAGCAAUACCAGUCAGCUUAGCAAAGGUUCCGGCUACGGUUCUCUCAAUUCACACAGUCAGCACAGCAGGCAGAGCAGUAGCGGUGAUAGUGGUCAUAUCAGCUUCGAGCGAUCUCCUUAUUUUCAGUUUCCCGAUCAUAAUCUCGAGACUCUGGACUCUCUACCUCUUUUUUACUUUAAGUCACCCUCCUGGCCGGUAUGGGCACCACGAAUUCCCAACUCCUCCCAGAACCCAUCCGCACAACCAAUCGCCUGUCGACCCGACACCUGUGUCGAACCUUUGUCACUGCAGCACCCAUCUUCCCUAUCGCACAUGGCUUCCAGAACUCGGUUCUGGUCAGCAUCGAGUCCCCUCUCCUCACGUAGUGGUCCGACAAACGCCAAGAACUCGAGGACGACCGGCAUUGUUACGAAUAAUAUUCAUGCGGUUGGUAAACAACAGCAACAGCAGCCGCCGUUUUGCGUAACCGGGAACGGUCUCGUGAACGACGGUAGCUCUCGACUGAACGACUGUCGCAACGACGCGGACGCUGACAAUCUGAUUGCACCCGGUAUCUUCCGGGUGCCACGACACUCGCGCAAGAACUACGAGCGAAACAGCUACGAGGCGCGCAACGAACGUAACGCGAUCAUGAGCUCGCUCGCGAACGAGAGUAACGGUCAGCCGAGUAACGUCUUCCCGGUUGUGAAACCGAGGAUCGGCACCGCGGGCUGGCGCGGCAUGUCAAAGACUUGCGACUGUAUCGAGAAGGGCAAAACGAGCCCGGUUUUGCGACUGGUCGAUCAGGCUAGAGCCGUAUCCUCUCCCGAUCCUCUCCAUAGGCCAGACAAUCAAAGAGCUUCGCUACGUCCCGCGACAACAGCUCAAACCCUCAGAAAUCCUUCCGGCGGUUCCGGCUUGAGUGAAACUGGAUCGCUGGAUCGUGCUAAGGCCGCGUUGGAGCGCAGGAAAAAAACGGAGGAUGGUGCCGGUAAUCCUAUCCUUUGCAGAGUUGAAGUCACCAGGCCAAAUCCUGACUCUCUUAUCGACGAGCUGCUUAAAGCAACGAAUUUGGAACAGACAGAUCUUGAAAGCUCCGAGACAACUGGUCUUCAACUCUUCAUUGCGAAAGACGGUACGACCGCGCUCGGUAGUCACGAGGUAAAGAGCCAGAUGCCCGCCGGUGUGUUCAAACAGGUGGUGAUGGAGGAGAACAACAGGUAACACGAAGCCAUCCCUAUGAGACGACAAUACGCAAGACAGACCAGCGCUACGUUCUCGUUGGCCUUGGUACCGGAGCUCGUCUACGAAGCCUACGAGCCGCGGUAGUUUCACGAGGGAGAACGGCGACGUUGGAUUCGUCAAUUCGGGAGGAACGGCCGAACACGACACGACAGAAUCACGUCUACGCUCUCACCGGAUCGUCUUAAGUUAUAGCUCUCCUUCCGUACAAAAACACGCCUCGGCAAUCGAACUGAUCCCCAUCAAAGCGGGAUGCGCGAGAUUCAUAUCGUAUGAUCUCGCAGAAUUAUUGAAACUGAUUUUCAUAAAUGCGUGUUUCGCGAAAUGGGAAUGAUAGAAAGAUUGGCUCACGAGAUUGCCACGCGCGUUUUAAUACUCGUCCGACUCGAAGCAGAUGCUUAAUGCACGGGUUUUCUUUCGCGUUUCCUUCAAUCCCAUAUAGCAAAAGAGAUUGCGCCAUGCAUCGCAAUGCACAGCGCAAUGCUGCUCGCGCCGAACGAUCUGUAACGACUGCUGCGUGUGAAGCAGCUAUAGGUAAAUACGCUGUGUAUAAUCGCCGUUUAUAAGGAUGAUGUCGAGCAGGCGGACGCGCAUACCUUCGAAAUUUAAUUCAGAAGCGCAUAUUUUCUUCCCUGUAAACGAAGCACAAUGGUCCUCCGUUGAAUAUGCUUCGCUCAUGAGGAGCGUUAGUCAAUAAAGUUUAACCGAGAGGGAGUAUAGCGUAGUAAGGGAGUAUAGUUGCGCAAAAAAUAAUGACAAACGAAACACGGUCAAGGUCCGACGAAACUUUGCAAUGGAAAGUGGUGUCGAGCGGAACUUAAGCGCCAACUUUAUUUAUUAGUGAUAUCGCGAUAGUACCUUGCUGCUACACGUAACAUGUGCGCUGUAAAAUGACCCGAGAUCAACAUACAGAAAGGGAUAUCAUGUUGAGAUAUAUUACGUAUCGUGAAUACAUUUUUAUAUAAAAGUAUUCUUGGGACAGUAUUUCUGACAAUAUUAACGAGAAUCGAAGAAUGUUGAUAAAUCACACCCCACCAAUAUCUCACGUUUGAAUUGCAAUUUUACGAUUUACGCAUAUAUUGAUAAUUUAUUUUCUCCUGUACAUAAUAGCAUAUCUUUUUUACCAUUUCUCUCUCUGAUUAUUCUUUCUGUUAUGCUCUUUCAUCGUCCGCGAAAUUUUCAUUCUAUAUUUAAUUAAAAAAAGGUUUUUGGGUACUGGAAGAUGAAACGAGCUGAAAUACACGGAUCAGUAAGUUAGAGAAUAAACAUGCAGUUUUUCAGAUAUCAGGAUGCGUUCGUAGAAUUGUAAAAGCAAAAUAGAUAAUCAGUAUGAGAAAUAAUACUGUUAUUAUUAUUUCUGUGAAUAUACAAUUCCGAUUAAGAGUAACUAUUUUAAACGUAGCACAGUUUUGAUACUUUUGAACAGUUUUAAUUUAUUAAUUACUUCUAAAGUAACCGAUUCAACUUUUUUGGUGGAAAUGAGCUUGGCGAUAUUUUUCGGUGCGUUAUAUAUGUUUCAUUGACUGAAUAGUUUACGUAUUGUUACUUUCUUUAUUAUCAAGCUCGGCGAAGGUGGAUCUCUCCGUUUCGUCGAACCUUUUCCAAAGGCCCGGUGAACUUUUUUUUUAUUGGCGUGACCGGCCAGCCAAUAGUAAGCUGUAUAUAUAGCUGUAGUAACUGUUAUGUAGCUAAAUCGCUGAUGUUGUAUACAUGCAUUCUCUCCAUAUUCGAAUAAUCUGUAAUUGCUAGUGUACAUUGUGCCCGUGUAUUAAAAAGUACGCGAACGCGCGCGCGCGUUUCGUGUGUGUGCGUACGAGUGUGCGCCUGUCCCUCUUCGAGGGCUGUCCGUAUGCCUGCGAAAGAAACGGAAGGUUCGUUGAUGCUGUGUGCUUAGGUGUGCCUGAAUUAUCGCAGAAUAGCGAGUACUUCCAACAUCCGCGAGAUCCGUUCUGCGAUUCGGUCCUCGCGGCUCGUCGCAGAAAGGAAACAAAAUGACAACUGUGAAAUUGAUGAAGAUAGACGGCGUGCACAAAUUGCUUCCUCGCAGCGCUCCGAAGCAAUUCACAUUCACCGGUUCGGUUUGUCGUACCGACGUUGAACACACGUUCGGCGAGCAACUCAUUCCCGAGAGUUUUUCCAAAGUAUCUCCCGUCGGGUUCCGCUUCUUCGGAUGCCGCUAAUCGCGCGCUAAGCCGAAGACAAUGAAAAUAUAGAGAUGAUAAUAAUUGUGACGCGGCAGAUACGUGUACCCGACUGCAAUUUACGCGUUUGAUAAUAAGCGGCCGUCGAGCUGCGCGUUUUUUUUAUAAGUAGGUCGAUACGUUCUUUCCCGCUGAUGCGUUUCCUCUUCUCUUUUUUACAUACAUUGCUCCUACUUAGAUAACAUCCGACUGCCGUUCGAUACCAUUCAACAAUUUUAUACGACUGCGAUUACAACGUGUCGCUCGUGAGGCUCAUCGUGAGAGCGACUUCUGAGUUAACUGACUCUUGGCUGCUAUGGUGAAGUCAAUUGCAACGGUUAAAUCCCAAAUCGGUAGAUUUCAUAAAGUAACAGCGGGAAUGAUGCACGAUUAUAUCCCAAAAGAGAUUCAUAAGUAGUAAUUGCACACAAGUUGGAAAUUGAUAUUAACAUAAUUAUAAGAUCAUUAACAUAUUUUUUGAAUCUUUUUAUUGCCUAUAUUUAAUUAUCUUUAUUACUUAUGGUCUCGUCGUAUUCAUUGUCAAAACGAAUCAUAAUAAAUAAUAUGAGUGCAAUUGAAACUGUCACUUUGUUAAUCUGAUAGAUAUAGUGCUACUUAUUAUUAAAAUGAGAAUUUCAUCAUAGCAGCUACAUUGUUCACAUUUGACUGCAUGGUUGCGUGUAAAGAUCCGAGUCGAUCCGCAUAUUUCCUCGUAGACGCACGCCCGUGAAAAUUCUAUUUUUUCAUUCGACAUGUAUGCGUGUACAGCUCUUUUAUUUGUAAGAUAUCCGCGCGCGCGAUGCCACGAGUCCCAAUUCCUCGGUAAGCGGAAGUGCGCCGCGUUAAUUAUUGACGUUAAUUAAUUUAUUGAGCAGGGCUCCUUGCGGCGAGUUAACUUCGCGCGAGAGCAUUCCUCCCGAGUAGAACGCAAGCGAUUUCUCUUUUUAUACGCCGCUACAUUGCAAGCAAGAGGCAUCAAAUAAAAUAUUUUUAUUUCUUUGCUACCGGGACGACGCAUGGCCCGCUGAUUAAGCGGAGAUUGUCGAAAAUCAUAACGUGCAAAAAUCCCGGUUGUUCGCCGAGAAUCAUAUUCGCGGAAAUCACAAUAGCAAGACGAAAAUCGUUCGUUUCAUCGCUCGGCAGAUAUUAAUGUUGUGAUAUUUUAUGAUACUGUAAUAAUAGAUACCGUUAUUACCUGUAUUAUUAUUGAUUGUAUUAUAACGAGGAUACUUUACCUUCAAUUUGAUGGCGGUCAUCGCGUGAGUCUACGGUUUGAAAAAAGGCUUCCGCAGAUCUCCCGCGAGCCCGUCUUCUCUCUGAUUUACAAUUGUUGAUAUUUCGUUUAAUCUUUACUUUGUGAGAUGAAUACAAAACUUCCAUGUGCUGAUAAUAACAUUCUGAAAGCUA
Molecule: messenger RNA, 7045 nt
Organism: Ooceraea biroi (clonal raider ant)
Lineage: Eukaryota; Metazoa; Arthropoda; Insecta; Hymenoptera; Formicidae
Product: protein FAM102A
Source: RefSeq, a predicted model, not a curated record